CCAACACAACCUCAAAAAAUUUAUAGGUUAUAUUUAAGUAAACAUGGAUGAGAGAAGACCUGAAGAUGUGGAUGAAACAAGUUCAUCCUGUGAAUCAAGUGAAUGCGAAGAAGAAGAAAGUCCUUCAUAUCAAGUUGCUAUGUGGGACUUCAAUCAGUGUGAUCCAAAAAAGUGUUCCGGUCGAAAAUUGGCCAGAAUGAAUUUAAUAAAAAGUCUUAAAAUUAAACAAAGGUUCCCUGGUUUAGUUCUAACACCUACGGGAGAUAGAUGUGUUAGUCCAUGUGAUAAGAGUAUUGUUGAAAAAAAGGGUAUUGCAGUUGUGGAUUGUUCAUGGGCGCAAAUUGAUAAAACACCAAUUGCCGCACUAAAACCUGCCCAUGGGAGAUUGUUGCCAUUUCUUGUAGCUGCUAAUCCCAUAAAUUAUGGCAAGCCUUGUCAGCUCAGCUGUGUGGAAGCUCUUGCUGCAACAAUGUAUAUUACAGGUUUCAAAAAUCAUGCUGAAUAUUACCUCAGCAAAUUUUCUUGGGGCCAUUCAUUUUUUGAAGUAAAUCAAAAAUUAUUAGAUAUUUAUGCAAAUUGUAAAGAUAGUGCUGAAGUGAUACAGAAACAGAAUGAAUAUAUUGAAGAAGAGCAAAAUCUACAAAAAAAUAGAAGAGAGAUGCCUGAUUUUCCUGAGAGUUCCUCCAGUGACAGUGAAUAAUAUCAAUACACCUAUUUUUUAUGACUUGUUUUGUUCUGUAUUAAAAAGGGAAAAAG
Messenger RNA from Aethina tumida (small hive beetle), 756 nucleotides. Its product is annotated as 18S rRNA aminocarboxypropyltransferase. Lineage: Eukaryota; Metazoa; Arthropoda; Insecta; Coleoptera; Nitidulidae. The transcript has 3 exons. The coding region runs from base 44 to 700 and encodes 218 amino acids. Gene Ontology annotation, biological process: maturation of SSU-rRNA. The record is from RefSeq and is a predicted model, not a curated record. Gene Ontology annotation, molecular function: rRNA small subunit aminocarboxypropyltransferase activity.